AUGUGGCAAAUGAAGAAAGGGAGCCUGUUUCUGGCGGUGAAUGGUAUCAUUGCAGGUUUGGCGGGUAUCACUCCUACUUCUGGCUAUAAUGCAGUUCUUACCGCUAUUAUUUGUACUCUGCUUAUUGCCAUAUUCGUACACCCUUCUAUAUUUUCACUCAAAUACAAAUUGCGCAUUGAAGGUGCGCUUGAUGUCUCCAGCGUCCAUGGUGCUCUAGGACUAGCUGAAGCUCUGUUUAUUGGCAUAACAGGGACCUCAAAUGUCGGCAGAGCGGAGUGGUGUAGUAUGUGGAGGAGGUGGUAA
Trypanosoma grayi is the source of this 303-nucleotide messenger RNA. RefSeq names its product ammonium transporter. Gene Ontology annotation, molecular function: ammonium channel activity. Gene Ontology annotation, cellular component: membrane. The transcript has a single exon. Gene Ontology annotation, biological process: ammonium transmembrane transport. NCBI's taxonomy places the organism in Eukaryota, Euglenozoa, Kinetoplastea, Trypanosomatida, Trypanosomatidae. Bases 1 to 303 code for a protein of 100 amino acids. The record is from RefSeq and is a predicted model, not a curated record.